AUGCUCUCAGUCUCGGCCGUCGCCGGCCCCCAGUCUCCGGCCCCGGCCGUCUUCGGCAGCGGGCUCGGCCGUCUCCGGCCCUCAGUCUCCGCCCACCAGUCUCAGGGAUCGGUCGUCUCCAGCUCCCAGUCUAUCGCCGGCCACCAGUUUCCGGCUCCCAGUCUCCGGCCCCGGGCUCGGUCGUUUCCGGCCCCGAGUCUCCGGCCACCAGUCUCCGGCUCCGUGCUCGGCCGUCGCCGGCAACCAGUUUUUGUACCCCAGUCUCCGUCCCCGGGCGCGGUCGUUUACGGCCCCCAGUCUCCGGCCCCGGGCUCGGCCGUCUUCAGCCCACAGUUUCAGUUCCCGGGCUCGGCCGUCUCCGGCCCCGUGCUCGUCCGUAUCCGGCCCCUCAGUCUCUGCAAUCUCCGGCCCCCAGUGUCCGGCCCCGUGCUCGGCCGUUGUCGGCCCCUCAGUCGCGGCCGUCUCCGGCCCCCAGUCUCCGGCUCCGGACUCGGCCGUCUCCGGCCCCCAGUCUCCGGCCCCCAAUCUCCGGGCUCGGCCGUCUCCGGCCCCCAGUCCCCGCCCACUAUUCUCAGGGACCGGUCAUCUCCGGCUCCCAGUCUGUCGCUCCGUGCACGGCCGUCUCCGGCCGCCAGUCUCCGGCCCCGGGCCCAGGGCUCGGCCGUCUCCGGCCCCCAGUCUCCGGCCCCUCAAUCUCGGCCGUCUCCGGCCCCCAGCCUCCGCUCACCAGUCUCAGGGACCGGUCGUCCCCGGCUCCCAGUCUGUCGCCCCGUGCACGGCCGUCUCCGGCCCCGGGCUCGUCCGUCUCCGGCCCCCAGUCUCCGGGCUCGGCCGUCUCCGGCCCCUCGGUCUCCGGGCUCUCAGUUUCGGCCGUCUCCGGCCCCCAGUCCCCGCCCACCAGUCUCAGGGACCGGUCGUCUCCGGCUCCCAGUCUGUCGCCUCGUGCACGGCCGUCUCCGGCCCCCAGUCUCCGGCCACCAGUUUCCGGCCCCCAUUCUCCGACCCACUGUCUCCGGCCCCCAGUCUCCCGCCCUGGGCUCGGCCGUCGCUGGCCCUCAGUAUCUGGCCCCCAUCCACGGCCCCUCAGUCUCCAGGCUCUCAGUCUCGGCCGUCUCCGGCCACCAGUCUCCGGCUGCGGGCUCGGCCGUCGCCAGCCCCCAGUCUCCGGCCCCGGCCGUCUCCGGCAGCGUGCUCUGCCGUCUCCGGCCCCCAGUCUCCGGCCCCGGGCUCUGCCGUCUCCGGCCCCCAGUCUCCGGCCCCGGGCUCGGCCGUCUCUGGCCCCCAGUCUCCUGCCCCGGGCUCGGCCGUCGCCGGCCCACAGUAUCUGGCCCCCAGUCUCCGGCUCCGGGCUCGGCCGUCUGCGACCCCCAGUCUCGGGCCCCGGGCUCGGCCGUCUCCGGCCCCCAGUCUCCGGCCCCGGGCUCGGCCGUCUCCAGCCCACAGUUUCCGUUCCCGGGCUCGGCCGUCUCCGGCCCCGUGCUCGUCCGUAUCUGGCCCCUCAGUCUCUGCAAUCUCCGGCCCCGUGCUCGGCCGUCUCCGGCUCCUCAUCUCCGGGCUCGGCCGUCGCCGGCCACCAGUCUCCGGCCCCGGUCUCGGUCGUUUCCGGCCCCCAGUCGACGGCUCCCAGUCUCUCGGCAGUCUCCGGCCCUGGGCUCGGUCGUGUCCGGCCCCCAGUCUCCGGCCCCUCAGUCUCCGGCCCCUCAGUCUCGGCGGUCUCCGGCCCCCCAGUCUCCGGCCCCGGGCUCGGCCGUCUCCGGCCGCCAGUCUCCGGCCCCGGGCUCGGCCGUCUCCGGCCCCCAGCCUCCGGCCCCCAUUCUCCGUCUCCGGCCCCCAGUCUACGGCCCCCAGUCUCCGGGCUCGGCCGUCGCCGGCCACCAGUCUCCGGCCCCGGUCUCGGUCGUUUCCGGCCCCCAGUCGCCGGCUCCCAGUCUCUCGGCAGUCUCCGGCCCUGGGCUCGGCCGUCCCCGGCCCAAAGUCUCCGUCCCCAGUGUCGGCCGUCUCCGGCCCACAGUCUCCGGCCACGGGCUCGGCCGUCGCCGGUCCCCAGUCUACGGCCCCCAGUUUCCGGCUCCCAGUCUCCGGCCCCGGGCUAAGUCGUUUCCGGCCACCAGUCUCCGGGAUCGGUCGUUUCCCGCCCCCAGUCUCCGGCUCCCAGUCUCUCGCCCCGGGCUCGGCCGUCUCCGGCCCCCAUUCUCCGGUCGCGAGCUCGGCCGUCCCCGGCCCCCAGUCUCCGUCCCUGGGCUCGGCCGUCUCCGGCCCCUCAGUCUCCGGGUUCUCAGUCUCGGCCGUCUCCGGCCCANCUCCGGCCCCUCAGUCUCCGGGUUCUCAGUCUCGGCCGUCUCCGGCCCACAGUCUCCGGCCCCGGGCUCGGCCGUCCCCGGCCCCCAGUCUCCGUCCCUGGGCUCGGCCGUGUCCGGCCCCCAGUCUCCGGCCCCUCAGUCUCCGGGCUCUCAGUCUCGGCGGUCUCCGGCCCCCCAGUCUCCGGCCCCUCAGUCUCCGGCCCCGGGCUCGGCCGUCUCCGGCCCCCAGUGUCCGGCCCUGGGCGCGGCUGUCCCCGGCCCCCAGUCUCCGGCCCGUAUUCUCCGGCUCCGGGCUCGGCCGUCUCCGGCUCCCAGUCUCCGACUCCGGGCUCGGCCGUCGCCGGCCCCCAGUCUCCGUACCCCAGUCUCCGGCCACCAGUCUCUGGGAUCGGUCGUUUCCGCCCCCCAGUUUCCGGCCACCAGUCUCCGGGCUCGGCCAUCUCCGGCCCCCAGUCUCCGGCCACCAGUCUCCGGCCCCCAGUCUCCGGCUCCCAGUCUCCCGCCCCGCGCUCGGCCGUCUCCGGGCCCCAGUCUCCGGCCGUCUCCGGCCACCAGUCUCCGACUGCAAGGAGACAUAGAACACCGAUAA
Molecule: messenger RNA, 2889 nt
Organism: Stegastes partitus (bicolor damselfish)
Lineage: Eukaryota; Metazoa; Chordata; Actinopteri; Pomacentridae
Source: RefSeq, a predicted model, not a curated record